Salvia splendens (bonfire salvia) is the source of this 3204-nucleotide messenger RNA. RefSeq lists its product as uncharacterized. Gene Ontology annotation, biological process: DNA integration. Bases 1 to 3204 code for a protein of 1067 amino acids. The record is from RefSeq and is a predicted model, not a curated record. The transcript is spliced from 3 exons. Gene Ontology annotation, molecular function: nucleic acid binding. NCBI's taxonomy places the organism in Eukaryota, Viridiplantae, Streptophyta, Magnoliopsida, Lamiales, Lamiaceae.
AUGAGAGCAACGUCGGCUUGCGUCAACGUGGGUGUGGAGUCGCGGCCACUACCAAGUGGGGCCGUUGAUCCACCAUCGCUCGCCUUGGAGCACAUCCUGGCGUCGCUCGCGCAUCAACCGCAGCGACCGGAGGCGGACCCGCCUUACCCGGAGUGGCAGCGAGGGAGAGAUGACGGGGGGCGGUACCGCUCCGUGGCCAUGGCAGCGACGGGAGUCGCGACUCACCCUAAUCUAGGGUUUGGCGGCGGCUUGCACUUACGAGGGGCGCCAACGGCGAACCCUACGGGAGCGUCUCCAUGGGACAUGUCCGGUGGAGUGAGGGUGCGUGGCAACCGACCAACGGCUUGGGAUAAUCCGUUGCACCGAUCGGAGCCCCGUUUUAACCAACAUCCGACGGCUUGGGAUGGUGCAUGGGGGCGUACGGAUGGCGUGGGAGCCUCGGAUUCGAAUCGCUGGGAUCAAGGGCGUGGGGAUCAGCCCCGAUACGAGAAGAUGAAAGCUCCCCGAUUUGACGGCUCUGACGCGGCGAAUUGGAUAUCGAGAGUGCAAUAUUAUUUUGAGCAUAUGGGUACGCCGGAAGAAUGGAGGCUGCAUUAUGUGGUGAUGAUGUUUGAAGGGCAGGCAUUGGAGUGGAUUUUUAAUUACUGCGAGAAUAAUCCGGAUGCGAACUGGUGGGAUUUUCUGGCGGAUGUGCGCAGGCGAUUUGAUCCGCAAUGUUUUCAGAACUUCAUCGGGUUAAUUGCGAAGUUGUGCCAGACAGGAUCUUUGGGGGAGUAUAACGCGUCUUUUGAGAUGAUGCUAAACCGUGUCAGGGGCGUCCCGGAGUAUAUUUUAUUGCCAAUUUACAUUGAGGGUUUGUCUCAGCCGGUUAAGAACCAGGUGCGUCACCAGUACCCGGCAUCUGUGGCCGUGGCUAUGGCGCUAGCGGUGGAUUUCGAUAGUUGUUUGGAGAAGCCCCAGAUACCCCCAGGAUUUCAGUGCCGUGGGGGACCGCGCUUUGAGCAGAAACAGCCUGUUCAGCCACUGCAUAUUAAUAGGCCCCCGCAGCAGAAAUUCCCCGAGUUUGCGGAGCUGCCCGUGAUUCGAUUGACUGCUGCGGAGAAGGUGGAGCGUUCACGCUUGGGGCUGUGUUGGUUUUGUCCAGAGAAGUGGGUUCCGGGGCAUAACUGCCGCGGGAAGUUCUUGGUCUACAUGGGCGUGGACGACGACUCUGAGGAUGAGGUGCAGGAGGAUGAGAAGACUACUCCGGGAAAUCAAAUGGUGACCGCGGAUCUUUCUCACAUCUUUGCGAUGGAGGGGAGACAAAAAGAGGACGACAUAGAAUUGGCGGGUAGAAUUGGAUCCGCGGAGGUACGGAUCUUGGUCGACACAGGUAGUUCGCAUGACUUCCUCCAUCCCAGCGUGGCGGAGAAGCUGGCGCAGCCCCUUCAACGGGUCCGGCCGUUUAGAGUUUAUGUGGGGAACGGCCAGUCAUUACUCUGUUCUUGGACGACCAAACAGACGAGGAUAGUGGUUCAGAACCACGUCUUUAUGGUGGAUUUACACAUCCUGCCGAUCCACGGACCGGACGUGAUCUUGGGAAGGAUGUGGCUUAAGUCCCUCCGCCGGGUGACGAAUGACUUUGAGACGGGCACGUUGGAGUUUGUGCGCAACGGGGAACACAUUAUUCUGAAGUUGGUGCCGCCACCGACCAGUGUGGUAUCCGUGCGUCAGUUUGCGUUGUUGUUCACUCUUAACGGCGAGUCAGAGCUCUAUGAGCUCGUCCAGUUACCGCAACGGGAGGCGUUACAGGAGCAGCCGGCGAUUUCUUUUCCAACCGAAUUGCCGGAGGAGAUCGUGGCAGUACUGAGAGCGCAUAAUGGGGUGUUUGGCAUGCCGACAGGAAUUCCUCCCCGCCGGCCGUUUGAUCACAGGAUCCAUCUGCUUCCGGACUCGAAACCAGUUAACGUGCUGCCUUACAGAUACCCCUACUUCCAGAAGACGAAAAUAGAGAGACAAGUGAAGGAGAUGUUGGACUUAGGCAUAAUUCGCCCCAGCCAGAGCCCUUUCUCGUCGCCGGUAUUACUGAUCCGGAAGAAGGACGGCUCGUUCCGCUUUUGUAUUGAUUACCGGGCAUUAAACGCGGCAACGGUUCCCGACCAAUUUCCAAUCCCGACGACUGAUGAAUUAUUUGAUGAGUUGGGGUCGGCAAGGUUCUUUUCCAAGUUGGAUCUGCGUUCCGGUUAUCACCAGAUCAGGAUGUGUGACGAGGACAUAUAUAAGACCGCUUUUCGCACGCAUGAUGGGCACUUUGAGUUCCUGGUUAUGCCAUUCGGGCUAACAAACGCGCCGUCUACCUUCCAGUCGGCCAUGAAUACUUUGUUUAGGCCGCUCUUGCGCAAGUUCGUGAUCGUGUUCUUCGACGACAUCCUCAUCUACAGUCCCACGCUGCCGGCACAUGUUCGCCAUCUGAAUGAAAACGGUAGAGUAUCUGGGCCAUGUGAUUUCGGAGGGGCACUUAAAGGCGGACCGCAUUAUGCUUCAAUUGCGGGUCCUCUGACGGAGUUAUUAAAGAAGGACUCGUUUGGAUGGUCGGCGGAAGCGGAGAUGAGCUUCACAGCAUUGAAGGACGCUAUGUCAACGGCUCCGGUCCUUCGAUUACCCGAUUUCACCCGGACUUUCUACUUGGAGACUGAUGCGUCCGAUUUUGGGGUCGGGGCGGUGCUACUUCAGGAUGGCCAUCCCCUGGCGGUUGAUCGGUUGACGAAGUACGCGCCCUUCGCGCCAUUACCAAGGAACUACAAUGCCCUGAAGGUGGCCGCUGUGUUCAUCGAGACGGUGGUAAAACAUCAUGGGUUCCCGAAGACAUUGGUGUCGGACAGAGACCCGGUUUUCUUGAAUAACAUUUGGGAAGGAAUGUUGCGUUUGAGUGGGACGAAGCUUAAUUUCUCGACCGCCUAUCACCCGCAGUCGGAUGGGCAGACGGAGGUGCGAAAUAGGGGGUUGGAGCAGUAUUUGAGGGCAUUCGUCGCGGAUAGACCGUCCAAAUGGUCGAAUUUUCUGCCGUGGGCGGAACUUGCAUUGAAUUGCUUCCAUCAUGAAGGGUUGGGGACAUCACCAUUCAAAGCGCUGUACGGGCGCGACCCCCCCACACUCAUCACGGCACAACCGCCGGCGUCAACGCCUCCGGACGUAGCAGAAAUGAUUACUCAACGGGGGAGUUGA